UCUCUACAUAGGCUUCAAAGAAACUUCUGACUCGCAUAAAUGGCUAAGCAAAUAAUUUUACUGGUAUUUAGCGUCAGCUUAUUGGUGCAGCUCACCCCUUCAUAUACGGACGACCAGGCGUUCAAUUCAUUUGUUAAGGCGGAUCACAGCCUUAAGCAGACUGAAGCAAGUAAACCCUCUGUGGAGAGUCUCACCUCGGAAGUUGCGCCACUGUUAAUCUAUACCGCCAUACUUGUUGAGGAACACGGCCGGCACAUCAUACGAGAAUCGCGCAUUUUCCUCAAGGACGUGGUUGGUGAACUGCUCGAGCUUCCUUCGAGAAGUGCAGGCAUACAAAGGAAUAUCACGCGUUUCAAUAAUUUGAUACAGCGCAUCGAAAGUAUUGACUUGGAAGGCGAUUCCUCUGCGGUAUUAUCUGAGAAAUCCACACUUUUAGAUGAUAUAGCACAGUUGCUUGCUGAUGUCGAUCUUACAGCCGCAGACGACGUUGCCAAUAGUGAGGCUGUGAUUUACAAGAAAGUCUUUCACAAAGUAGACUUGAAGGGAUUUCGUAACAAUUUGGCCAAGUCGGCGGAAACUACAGUGCAUAAGUUUUCAAUCAUUUUUACUAGAUUUUGGAAUUCGCUUGGUGACACAGAGACAGAGUUGCUGUCAGAAUUACGUGAUUGGUGGAUACAAUUUAAUGCAGAGAAAAAUGCCGAAGAAAAAAUUAAACAUUUUGCUGAAUUCCUCAAAAUAUUUGGAGUUUAAGUACACAGAGGGCCCACUUGAAAUUUAAUCAUUUCCCGAUAGUUGGCGCUGGUUAAAUUUUGUUAAUGAAAUAAAAGAACACAUUUCCUAGAAAAUUCCUUGCUUGUAGAAAAUGUCGUUGAAAAAAUCAAUCAUAAUUUGUUAGUGAAUGCGGCCAUUAGAGUGAAAUGCAUAAUUAUCGUAAGCGAGCAAGCACCAUUACAUCUGCAGCAGGUCUUGCGUUCGUUCUCCACUGCCGGUAGGGUAGUAAGUUAAACUUAAAACAAUUAUUAUUUGUUGUUGUGCUAUCAGUUGGCCUUUACCAGGUGGCAUGGCAAACUUCAAAAAACUUUUCACUAUCCAGAGUCGGAAUUCAACUGCAUCAAUUGAAGUACAACUCAAAUAGAUUACCAACACUAAAGCUUCAAUAUAUUAUAUUAAAAUAAAUGGUAAAUAA
Messenger RNA from Anastrepha ludens (Mexican fruit fly), 1186 nucleotides. RefSeq lists its product as uncharacterized. Lineage: Eukaryota; Metazoa; Arthropoda; Insecta; Diptera; Tephritidae. Bases 40 to 750 code for a protein of 236 amino acids. The transcript has 2 exons. The record is from RefSeq and is a predicted model, not a curated record.